AUGUCGGGAAUCUUCAAUAUUCGGUCCCUAGCCUUCGUGGCCGUGUUUACAUGCUCGCUGAUGGUGGUUCUGUCUCAGAAUGAGGAUCUGGAAAGUUGUGUACCGGUGGCACAGGCGCUAGCACCAUGUUUGGGGUUCAUCAAAGGCAACGGCAAACCAUCGGCGUCGUGCUGCAGUGGCGUUAAACAGUUGGCGCGAGAUACUAAAACGAAGAAAGAUAAAGUUGCACUGUGCGAAUGCGUCAAGAAGAGUUUGUCAGUGAUCGGAACUUAUGAUCCGAGUCGCAUCCCUUUGAUUCCAAAACAAUGUGGAGUUUCCGUCCAAAUUCCUCCCAUAAAAAAUUCCACUGACUGCUCAAAGUAA
Molecule: messenger RNA, 363 nt
Organism: Cucumis sativus (cucumber)
Lineage: Eukaryota; Viridiplantae; Streptophyta; Magnoliopsida; Cucurbitales; Cucurbitaceae
Product: non-specific lipid-transfer protein Cw18-like
Exons: 1
Coding region: 1-363 (120 amino acids)
Biological process (GO): lipid transport
Cellular component (GO): membrane
Molecular function (GO): lipid binding
Source: RefSeq, a predicted model, not a curated record